AUGGAUUCGAUUGUCGAUGUCAUAUUUUUUGCCGAUAUUUUACUAAAUUUCCACACCACAUUUGUCGGUCCGGGUGGCGAGGUUGUCAUAGACCCCUCGAUAAUUCGUCAAAACUACUUCAAAUCAUGGUUCCUUAUCGAUCUUUUAUCGUGCCUGCCUUACGAUAUAUUCUAUAUGUUUAAACGAGAUGACGAGAGAAUUGGUAGCCUAUUUUCGGCGCUAAAAGUCGUCCGAUUGUUACGAUUGGGACGAGUAGCUCGAAAACUGGACAACUAUCUUGAGUACGGAGCAGCAACAUUACUGCUCUUACUCUGUGCCUACGUUCUGGUAGCUCAUUGGCUGGCGUGUAUCUGGUUCAGCAUAGGAGAAUAUGAAGUUCGCAUCAAGAUGGACAAUCCAUUGCUACCAGACGGUUGGCUGUUUCGAUUGGCCAAUGACCUCAAGUCACCGUACAACAUCAACCUAUCAAAUAGGACCCGAUUAGUUGGAGGGCCGUCAAGGACCAGCUCUUAUAUUUCAUCUCUGUACUUCACUAUGAGCUGUAUGUCAACGGUCGGCUUUGGAAACAUCGCCAGUACAACAGACAACGAA
Messenger RNA from Ostertagia ostertagi, 591 nucleotides. The record is from the annotation of a GenBank genome assembly. NCBI's taxonomy places the organism in Eukaryota, Metazoa, Nematoda, Chromadorea, Rhabditida, Trichostrongylidae.